Messenger RNA from Angiostrongylus costaricensis, 342 nucleotides. The record is from the annotation of a GenBank genome assembly. NCBI's taxonomy places the organism in Eukaryota, Metazoa, Nematoda, Chromadorea, Rhabditida, Metastrongylidae.
AUGCCAUUUCAGUUUGAAGAUCUGAAACGAGUCCUUGUAAAAUCGAAGGAAGACUUGGAGUUUGCUAAGGAAGACAUGAAGAAUGGUGAGACACCUGCCCGCAAGAAGGCAUUAAAAAAGGCUAAUCAGAAAUACGAAAUUCAAAUGAAGGCGCUGGACGAUUUUAUAACUGGUAAAUUGGCCGAUCUGAAGAAUGAACACGUCAAGGAGAUCGAGAUGAUCAUCACUGAAGCCCAGUUGACUGGAGUGCAGCUCGUUGUUGUUGCUUGCGUGAAUUGCAUACAACCAACUAGUCCAAAGCAUAUGACUCGAGAGGAGGAAAAUCCCAUUGCCAAGUUGUGA